This is a messenger RNA of Armigeres subalbatus, 737 nucleotides long. RefSeq lists its product as uncharacterized. The transcript is spliced from 2 exons. The record is from RefSeq and is a predicted model, not a curated record. Lineage: Eukaryota; Metazoa; Arthropoda; Insecta; Diptera; Culicidae. Bases 51 to 581 code for a protein of 176 amino acids.
UGCGUAUAUAAUUCUGUUGUCUACUUCGGAGUCUGUUAGUAUGGCUCAGAAUGAUCUCCCUCAGACUCAGUAUUAUCGCUGCUGUCACAUUAUGUGUACUCCCAGCCACGCUGAGUGUGCCCAUCUUCUGGUUUCCGUGGAACUACUUCCUACCAACUACCACAACAAGUGGCAGCGCUGCCAGUUCCAGCAGCUCAUCAUCGACGCUUCGUCCAAUCAUGGCGAACAUUGCCAUCGGAAACCGUCUCAACACCAGUGCCAUGACUGACAACGGAACCAUCAUCAACGGUCUUACCAUCACUCGGGGUCGUCGGGCGGUCCCUCUAACGCCGGUUCCAGUUCCGGGGGAUCCCUCCGUAACGAGUGAAUCCUUCAUUCAAGUUGGUAAUCAUAUCAUUCGGCUCCCGCCAGGAAAUGUGGCCAAUUUGACGAUCAACAUAGUCGACGGUGUGCCGAACGUUUUCGGGAAUGUUGGAACGGACGUUUCCGACGGGGCGAACGGAAGCACGUCCGGAUUAUUUGCUCAAUUAGGGAAUUUCUUUGGCGGCCUGUUCGGCGGUGGUACACCGAACGCUAAUUGAAGGAGUUCUUUGACCCUUAUAAAUAAUUUUCUGGCUUUCGAAAACGACUGCCAUCAGUUGGACAGCUGUCUCUGCUGAUUUUAAAUACUGUGCCAAAUGUAGAUAUGCCAUGCGCUGAAAUAUAGUUUUCCGCUGUUGGGUGGAAUAAAUCGGGAA